CGACCUUUCGAUUCCCCGAUCGCGAUCUCCGAUCUCCGGCUUGGAUUGUCCUGUUUCUCCCCGGCGAGGCUUCCUCGUAGCGAUGAAGAAAAAAAGCCUUGACGUCUUCGAUUUCAGCGAAGAGGACGAGCUCGCCGAGUCCGCUUCUGGAAAGCUGUUGGAGAAAUUCGCAAACCCUAGCCCGUCCAUUUCUCCGGUUCUCCAACGCCAACGGAUCCAAAGCUUGUGCCAAGACAAACCUGAUCAGAAAGAAGAAGUGGAGGAAGGUGCAAGUUGUGCAGAGGCUGCUACUGCUGUAGUCGAUGGUCAUUGUGAAGAUGCUCCUGCUUUAGUAACAGAAGCUGAGGAUUCUACUAGAGACCAUUUGAUCGAGUCGGAUGUAGAUCAUGUUAAUCAUGGAUUGGCGUUUGGUUUGAGUAACGAUGAUCAUGCAAAAGAAGCAGGUGUAGAUGAUGAUAAUCAUGGAUUGAUGUUUGGUUUGAACACUGAAGAACAUAUUAAAGAAACUGAAGAUCAUGGACUGGGAAGUUUCUCUUGCCAGCCAAGCGCGGAAAGUUUUUACCCCGAAGCUUCAUCUUAUAGUCAACCCCAGCUGAACUCCCCCCUUUCAGACUCUUCUUCGUCCAGUGAGGAGGAGCAAACUGAUAUGAUGUCAGCUAUUGAUGAAAGUUUGAGUGAUCGAUCCGCAUUGAGUGACGAUUCUGAUUCGGAAGGUGAUGAAGAUUGGAUGGCUGAACGUUGCUUGGAUGAUAUUGAAAAGAUCGACAGAAGCACGACUGUUAUCAUGAUUCCAGAGUAUGUUGUACUUAAGGAUAUGCCUUCUGCUGCAUCUCUGGUCAUCUUUUCCUGCAAUGAUAUCAAUCAUUCUUCAGAUCAUGUGGUUACUCUUAGAUUGGAUUGCCUAACUCGGUGGAUGAUGAUUCGAACACAACUUCUGAUCAUCAUCAGAAAGUAG
Molecule: messenger RNA, 955 nt
Organism: Raphanus sativus (radish)
Lineage: Eukaryota; Viridiplantae; Streptophyta; Magnoliopsida; Brassicales; Brassicaceae
Product: probable ubiquitin-like-specific protease 2B
Exons: 5
Coding region: 83-955 (290 amino acids)
Source: RefSeq, a predicted model, not a curated record